Messenger RNA from Aspergillus calidoustus, 549 nucleotides. The record is from the annotation of a GenBank genome assembly. Lineage: Eukaryota; Fungi; Ascomycota; Eurotiomycetes; Eurotiales; Aspergillaceae.
AUGGAAACGCUUCGCGCUCGAUCAGUGUGCACGCUCGUUUUCUCUGCUCAGUCGACGGCAGGCGUCGCGGGAUCCGCGGUUCCGCGAGGUUAUGCUUUUGUGCUGUUUAUUGUUCGUUCUUACACAGCUACUGCGGAGCCAAUACGACGAGGCAUUUCGACAUCUGCAGUGUGGGUUGAGAAUUCUGAAUGGGGUUCAGGAGGAUACCUCGAGACGCAUGUUGAGCAGUGCAUCAUCGCAGCGUUUACGAACCUCGAAAUUCAGUCCCUUCAGUAUGGGGCUUGCGAGGUUAGGCUGGGGAAUAACAGAGUCCAGCCGCAAGUACUCUCAUUUGCGGCUCCCAAAGUCCUUUCCAGCUUGCAAGAGGCACGCCGGUUACUCGACUCUAUCCUGGGCGCGGUGUUCCGGUUCCUUACAAUAUGCGGCGGCCUGUCGGAAGAGGAAAUCCUCUCGGACUACGCAGCACUACACCAGAAGCAACUCGAGCUUCUGUCCCAGUACAGCGAAUUCGAAACGAGCUUUGACUUGUUCUGUGCGUCAGAACCUUGA